Messenger RNA from Chironomus riparius, 718 nucleotides. Lineage: Eukaryota; Metazoa; Arthropoda; Insecta; Diptera; Chironomidae. The record is from the annotation of a GenBank genome assembly.
AAUGAACUUUCAACCGUUGACUAAAAGACAUGAAGAGCAUUCGAAGGUUUAGAAUUAAGCCACUCAUGUGUCUUGCAUUUUUGAGCUUUUUGGGCUUCACGUUCUUCCUGACUUCAACAAUUUUGGUAUUUGUGUAUUAUGACAGCCUUAAAGAGUUCCUUCAUAGCCAUUAUGGAGCUAAAAUUGACCAUAUGAUAGGCUUCAUUAUUCUCAGUGGAUUUCAUGCCUUUGCAUUUGGCUUAAUAACAAUUCAAUUGGUUGUGGUAAAGCCGAAAACAACAAAAGUCAUUAUUCCACUUGUCAUUGUCGUUUCGACAGCAUUUUUUCUACUUGUUGCAAUUGAUUUCUUUAUUGAAGUCCAUCUACUCCAUGUAACGCCAAAGGAACAGCUGACAAAGACUCAUGAUGACAAGGCUGAAAUGCCAGAAGAUGACCAGACUAAAAAAUUAAAAAAGAAAGGAAAAGGAUUUAAAUUGGGAUAUUUGGUGAUAUAUUCGAGCAUGUGUGUUGUCGUGUGGUUCCUAUAUCUCGCUUUUAAGGAUCUUGAAGAGGAUUUGGAGCGACAAAAGAGUGAAAAUGAGCCGAUGGAAAUCACAAUCAGUCAUAUCACAUAAAAUUUUAUGCAAUUUUCUCCAAACACGCAGUAACUGCCACAUGAUGCUUGUUUUUCUUCAGAUUCUCAGUGUGUGCUGGUUUUUAAGCAUAAAUUUGUGCUUGC